Molecule: messenger RNA, 2186 nt
Organism: Stegostoma tigrinum
Lineage: Eukaryota; Metazoa; Chordata; Chondrichthyes; Orectolobiformes; Stegostomatidae
Gene: lactb2
Product: lactamase, beta 2
Exons: 7
Coding region: 17-883 (288 amino acids)
Cellular component (GO): mitochondrial matrix
Molecular function (GO): RNA endonuclease activity; single-stranded RNA binding
Source: RefSeq, a predicted model, not a curated record
GAGGUUAGGCGGCUGGAUGGCGGCGGCGUUGUCGAAAGUGCAGCACCUGUCGACCCGGGUGGUGCGGGUGUUGGGCUGUAACCCGGGCCCGAUGACUCUUCAGGGAACCAAUACCUACUUGGUGGGCACAGGGUCCCGACGAUUCCUGAUUGACACAGGUGAGCCAGGCGUGCCUGAAUACAUCAACUGUUUAAAAGAAACUUUGACCCGACUGAAUGCCAGUAUUCAAGAAAUUCUGGUGACACACUGGCAUAUAGAUCACGUUGGAGGCAUUCCAGAUAUACUGAAGAAUGUUGUUGACGAAGGCAGUCAUCUUCAAAUUAGAAAACUUUCACACUGUCCGCCUCAAAAAGAGACAAUCAAAACCUGUGACGAACAAUACACAUAUCUAAAAGAUGGGGAUGUAUUGGAAACAGAGGGAGCUACACUGAGGGUUAUUUACACACCAGGACAUACCACUGACCACAUGGCAUUAUUACUGCAAGAGGAAAAUGCCAUAUUUUCUGGAGACUGUAUUCUGGGAGAGGGUACAGCAGUGUUUGAAGACUUGUACACCUAUAUGUUGUCUUUAGAAAAGCUCUUGAAUAUAAAUGCUGACAUAAUAUAUCCAGGACAUGGCCCAGUUGUGCAAGGUGCAUCUGAGAAAAUUAAAGAGUACAUAGCUCAUAGAAACUUGAGGGAACAGCAGAUUUUAAACGUUUUUCUGGAGCAUUCAGAACAGUAUUUCAGCCCAUCGGAACUUGUUAAAAGUGUUUAUAAGGAUACUCCAGCACACUUACAUCAAGCAGCUGAAGUUAAUCUUAGCCACCACCUGAAAAAGUUGGGAAAAGAAGGAAAAUUAACCCAAGAUUAUGCAACUCAGAAAUGGAAAAGCAAUUUGUAAUGCUUCUACACUCACUUAACUGGAUAAAAUGGAUUUGUGUAUCUUUUUGAAAUAAGGUUACAUGGAUUUUUAAAGAUUUAAUUUUGCAUUACAUAUAAUAUUUGGGUCUUAAAUCAAAUGCUAGAAAUGCUUCCUGUGGAGGGAAAACAGAAUUACCAUUUCAGGUCAGUGACCUUUUGUUAAAACUGUAUUCUAGUUUGUUGGGUUUAAUAUCAGACAAUCAAAAAUAAGUAUGUCGUAUAACAUAUUGGGGAACAAUUUCCAAAGGAUACAGCUAAUCAUCUAUUGCAACGUCAACAGUUAACCUCAAGAAAUUGAACAAAUGACAGAGUUAUUUUAUCAGAAUCUCUACUAUUGUGGUGGGGAUCAGGAGAAUCCCAUUGAAAGUUCUACCCGAUUGUGGUUUUGUAAAGAUUAUUCUGAGUAGUGUUGUAAUUCUAUAGUUUAUUGUAUGACGGAUUGCAAGUUAUUAGAUUCAUUGAACAUAAUUCUUAUAAGCCUUCAAACUAAGAACUAUGUAAUUAAGUCUUUUGAACAAUGCAUUGCACAUUAAAUCUGUAAGUGCCGCAUUAAACCCUCAAGUAACUGGUAAAAUGAGCUGUCUUUUUUUUCCAUAAUGGCUGAUUUAAGCCAUUUAUAGUAUUGAUUUACUGAAAUAUUAAACUCUCCAGCAAAAACAAUUUGUUUUUAAAAGGUUGAAAUUCAACUAGUCAUAGCACCAAGUAACACUAAUAUCAUUUUUAUUUCUGACCUUGUUGAAUGUACACAUGCAUAAAUUGCAGUCAGUUUGUAUUUACUCAACGCCAUUAAAAUGUCUCAGUAUUUUGCAAAGAAAAUUCUCUUUGCUGAGAUGCUGCAUUUUAAAGUGCUGGCAAUUAAAACAAGAUUAAAUACCUUUAUCACAGUGGUGAGAGAGGAUUCGGAUUGUUAGAUGGGUGAAUAAAAAAAAACUCAGCUCAACAAAACAUGGAGACAAGACAAAGACAAAUUAUAAAAUGGAGAAGACCAGGUAGAAGAAAGUCAGGGAAAUAGAGGAAAGAAAACAAUGAGAACUUCCCUGGAAGCAUCAAGGAGAAAAUGUAAGGAAAACAUUCUUUGAAACAUUUGAAGAAAUUGAAGUCUGGUCUCCAUCGCCAACUAUACAGUUAUUGCCUGUACUGAGACUGCGCUACCGUUUUGUUAUAAACAGAAUAACCUUUAGCCUGUUAUGUGUAUCAUCACACUUGACAUAUUACUUUUGUCUACAGCUGUCAUAUUUUUCAUAGCAGCUAUCUGAUCUGGUUAACAGAAUUAAACCUUUAUA